UUCUCUAAUCUGAAUCUCUUCAAUCAGCAACUGAACAAGAAAACUUACAAUUAACUAGUGCUGUCUACUGCUACUAGUCUACUACCUAGCAUUAUAGGCAGCUCAUAGUCAGCCACGAUGCCGUAGUGCUAGGAACUGCUCUCAACGAACGCAUCCUCAGCUCUCUUCUUUCUGUUCAUCGACUCAAGGUCUUGAUGGGUACAUCUUAGAUUUGUGUACGGAUCUGCUGGAUAUUGUUGCCAUUGAUUAAGGAACGAGUAAUAUGGAGGAGAGCCUACAUCACUCAACCUGAUUCAGCUCUGGAAGGCAAAGUUGGUGUAACAUCUGAAGGUGAAACUGCCAGGUGUAAGAAAGUUGUUUGGGACCCUUCCCACUUGUGAAAGAAGGAAUACUGUUCACUUGCAGAUUAUCCUGCCACAAAAGCAGUUGGGUCAUAAAUCAGACAUUGUAAUUGUAUGAUGGAAAUGCAAGAGAGUCCACGAACACCCGUAGUCAUGGCGCAGCUUUCUUGGUUUUUUGGCAUAGCCACGAUCGUAAAGCUUCUACUAAUCCCAUCCUACCACAGCACGGACCUGGAAGUCCAUCGCCACUGGCUGGCCAUUACCCACUCUCUUCCUCUCAGCCAAUGGUACACUGAUGAGACGAGUGAGUGGACCCUUGAUUACCCUCCCUUCUUUGCCUACUUGGAACGCUUUCUUUCCAUGUUUGCCCAUCUAAUUGACCCACAGAUUGUUCAUCUCCAUCAUGGCCUCAAUUACAAAGCCAAUUCUGCCAUCUAUUUCCAGAGGAUGUCAGUAAUUGUCUCAGAUUUGUUUCUCUUAUAUGGGGUUUACAGAUCAACUCUAGCUCUGGCAUCUCUGAAGCGGAAUUUGAUAUGGUUAUUGGUGAUUUGGUCUCCUGGACUCCUUAUUGUGGACCAUUUGCAUUUUCAGUACAAUGGGUUUUUGUUUGGCUGGUUGUUGUUGUCGCUCUCAUUUUUGGCACAAGGAAGAGAUGUGAUGGGUGGCUUUCUGUUUGCUGUGUUAUUGUGUUUUAAGCAUUUAUUUGCGGUGGCGGCCCCUGUUUAUUUUGUAUACUUGCUAAGGCAUUAUUGUAGAGGUGGGCUGGUUCGGGGUUUUGCUCGGCUUUCAGUUAUGGGGGCUAUUGUUGUGGCAGUUUUUGCAGCAGCAUAUGGGCCAUUUGUGUAUCAUGGACAGAUACAACAAGUCAUCCGCCGGAUGUUUCCUUUUGGCAGGGGACUUUGCCAUGCUUAUUGGGCUCCAAACUUUUGGGUUUUUUAUAUAAUGUUAGAUAAAGGGAUUGCUUUCUUGUUGAGGAAAUUUGGCUUCAAUAUUCCGGCACCAGUAGCUUCAUUCACUGGUGGACUAGUUGGCGAUGCAUCACCAUUUGCCAUAUUACCUCGGGUAACACCCUUGACAACCUUCAUUAUGGUCCUGCUUGCCUUAUUGCCUUGUCUUUUUAGAACUUGGAAGGAUCCCAGGCCAAGGUUGAUUGUCAGAUCAGUCGCAUAUGCAUACACUUGUGGGUUUUUAUUUGGGUGGCAUGUUCAUGAGAAAGCAUCACUACACUUUUCCAUUCCCCUUGCUAUUGUUGCUGUGGAAAGUUUGGAGGACGCGAAGCAUUACUUCUUGCUAUCUAUAGUGUCAUGCUACUCACUCUUUCCCCUACUAUACGAAGCCCAAGAAUAUCCAAUAAAAGUAUUGCUGUUGCUGCUACACACAAUCCUGAUGUGGUUCAGUUUUAGUGCACAAUACUCGGGCAGUUUGCGGGGGGAUAAGGAGGGUGGUGAGAAACAAGGGUUUGAGGUGGGGUGGGUUACAAAGAGUUACCUGAUGGGUGUGGUGGUGGUAGAGAUAUGGGGUCAGUUUUUGCAUCCGUACCUUUUUGGUGAUAAGCUUCCCUUUGUACCACUAAUGUUGAUCUCAAUGUAUUGUGCAAUAGGGAUUUUGUACUCUUGGAUCUGGCAACUGAAAUCGAUCUUAAUCUCCUUCUGACUUCACUUUCUAUUGAGUCUACAUUAUUUUUCUAUUUUUCACUCGAAGUAUAUACAUAGACAAGACCAUUGUUGGACUGGUUAAUUGUGCUCGCAAUUCUAAUAGCUUCCCCGGUUAAAUUAAAGAAAUAUGUUUUUUUUAA
Molecule: messenger RNA, 2136 nt
Organism: Gossypium arboreum
Lineage: Eukaryota; Viridiplantae; Streptophyta; Magnoliopsida; Malvales; Malvaceae
Product: probable dolichyl pyrophosphate Glc1Man9GlcNAc2 alpha-1,3-glucosyltransferase
Exons: 10
Coding region: 456-1994 (512 amino acids)
Biological process (GO): protein N-linked glycosylation
Cellular component (GO): endoplasmic reticulum membrane
Molecular function (GO): dolichyl pyrophosphate Glc1Man9GlcNAc2 alpha-1,3-glucosyltransferase activity
Source: RefSeq, a predicted model, not a curated record